AUGGAGUCUCCGCCUCGCGCACGCACCGACGACGACGACGCCCCGCCCACGGACUGGCUGGGCGAGCUGCCGCCGGAGCUGCACCUCCGCAUCCUCGAGGGCGUCGACGACUUCUCCGACUGCGCCGCCUUCAGCCUCGCGUCGCCGCGCCUCGGCCUCCUCGCGCAACGCAGCGGCCUGGCGCGCUUCAAGGACCCUCUCUUCGCCGUGGCGAUGCGGCUGCUUCUCAUCGAGCGUUUGAUUGCCGGAUCGUUCGUCGGGUCGUCCAUCAUACGGCCGACGCUUUGCGAGGCCACCCUUCGCGCCUACGCCGCCGACCGCCGCGCCACCGCCGACCACUUCCCGUGGCUUGCGAAGGUGAGCCCGGCGCUUUGCCUCUCGACAACGGUCGAAGGCGCUGACGAGCAACGCGCCGAGGCGUGGGCGCUGCGACGCGGCGAAGAGCGGGGCGCUGAUCUGCGGGUGCGCUUCUUGAGGAGUGGCCUGGUGCGGCACUUCGAGGGCGGGCGAGGCGCGGAGCGGAUGGUGCGCUUGGAGUUUGCUCACGGCGCCGUGCUGCACUUCGAGGGCGAGCGAGGUGCCGAGCGGAUGGCGCGCGAGGAGUCUACCAACGGCAUUGUGCGGUACUACGAGGGCGAGCCAGGCGCGGAGUGGGUUGUGCGCGUGGUGCUUGCCGACGGCGUGGUGCAGCACUACGAGGGCGAGCGAGGUGCGGGGCGGUUUGUGCGCAGGGAGUUCGCCGACGGCACCAUGGAGCACUACGAGGGCGAGCUAGGCGCGGAGCGGCUGGUGCGGAAGGAGUCGCCCGACGGCACUGUGCGGUACUACGAGGGUGAGAAAGGCGCGGAGCGGGGCGUGCGCACGGUGUUUGCCAACGGCACUGUGCGGUACUACGAGGGCGAGCAAGGUGCGGAGCGGCUGGUGCGCAUGGAGUUUGCCGACGGCAUCGUGCAGUACUACGAGGGCGAGCGAGGUGCGGAGCGGCUGGUGCGGAAGGAGUCGCCCGACGGCGUUGUGCGGUACUACGAGGGCGAGCCAGGUGCGGAGCAGGUGGUGGGCGCCGAGGGCUAG
Emiliania huxleyi CCMP1516 is the source of this 1071-nucleotide messenger RNA. RefSeq lists its product as hypothetical. The coding region runs from base 1 to 1071 and encodes 356 amino acids. The record is from RefSeq and is a predicted model, not a curated record. NCBI's taxonomy places the organism in Eukaryota, Haptophyta, Isochrysidales, Noelaerhabdaceae. The transcript has a single exon.